Syngnathoides biaculeatus (alligator pipefish) is the source of this 760-nucleotide messenger RNA. RefSeq lists its product as uncharacterized. The coding region runs from base 152 to 670 and encodes 172 amino acids. The transcript is spliced from 4 exons. Lineage: Eukaryota; Metazoa; Chordata; Actinopteri; Syngnathiformes; Syngnathidae. The record is from RefSeq and is a predicted model, not a curated record.
CGUAGACGUGACAAGGAGAACGGACCGUCUGGGUAAACAACAAGCUCGCGAUCAAAACAAAUCCGCAACAUCAAAUCAGCGCGACGACCCUAAAGAACAAAAAGAAUAAGAAGAACAAGAUAUUUUUGCAGUAUCUCAGGUUGCCGCGACGAUGUUCGGUAAACUCAUUUCUCAGCUGUUCGGCGGCGGCGGCGCCGAGGACGAAUGCGAGGAGGGCGGAGACGCCGCGGAGCGAGCGCUGGAGUGGGAAGACGGCGGCUGGGUCGUCGUCAGUCUGCCAGGCGCCGGGCCCCUCCUGACCCAAGAGGGGGCGGACCCCCCGGAGGAUCCUCUGACCCCGCGUCCCGACGCCGCCGUCUACCGGGCGAGACGCCGGAUGAGCGGAGGAGCCGACGAGGAGGAUGAAGGUUCUGAUGAAGAUGAGCAAAACGCUUCUUCCAGGCCUGUCACGUCGUCGUCUCCUCGGGCGGCGCCGCGGCGUCGCCUGUCGUGGCGGCUGGCGGCGUGGGGGGUCCUGCUGCCCGCCGACGGCCUCCCGACGCCGACGGCCGAGCGCAAGAAGCUGAGCCGCGGCGCCCUGCUCAGGCAAAACCUGACGGCGAAGACUCGGCGCUCGCCGCCGGCCGAACGCCGCGUCAAGCAGCCCAACCGACGGCAGUACAACUACUGAACGGGGGCCGCACGUGACGAGGACGCCGACGAGGACCGGGACCGGGGGGGUCCGCAACUUGUUUUGGACACUUUGUCAAAUGUAGAGAAA